Messenger RNA from Hippocampus zosterae (dwarf seahorse), 2966 nucleotides. RefSeq lists its product as uncharacterized. NCBI's taxonomy places the organism in Eukaryota, Metazoa, Chordata, Actinopteri, Syngnathiformes, Syngnathidae. The record is from RefSeq and is a predicted model, not a curated record.
AUAUCCCAAUUCAAUUGAUUAGUUCCAAUCACAAGAGAGAAGCUCUUUGCAUCUCUAAACGACGGUGGAAUCUCAUUUCUGCGUCUGCGCCUGGUCAUUCGGAAUAACUUCUUCGUCGCGUAUCGAGAGCAUUAGGAUGCAAGCCGUAAGGUCUCUGUUCAUCCCCAAGUGGUCGUCCGACGUGCGUCUGGACGGAAAAACGGCCAUCGUAACCGGCGCCAACACGGGAAUAGGCAAAGAGACGGCAAAAGAUCUGGCGGCCAGAGGCAAGACGGACAAAUCGACGGCGUCUUCCCCGUUGGGCUUCCCGAUGAAGCCGCCGCAGUCUGAACCUCCUCAUCUUCUCCAUUGCAAUCCGUUUGCAGGCGCGAGGGUGAUUCUGGCCUGCAGGGACGUGGCCAAGGGAGAGCAGGCGGCCCGCGAAAUCAUGAGGGAGGUAUCGUGCGCCAAAGUCGUCGCCAGGCACCUGGAUCUGGCCGACACCAAGUCCAUCGGCCAGUUUGCAGAGAACAUCUACAGCACCGAGAAGGCUCUGCACUACCUGAUCAACAACGCCGGCGUGGCUCUUUGCGCUUUCGCCACCACCGUGGACGGAUUCGAGAUGCAGUUUGGAGUCAAUCACUUGGGUCAUUUUUUCCUAACUUUCCUGCUGCUGGACUUGCUCAAGCACUCGGCGCCUUCCCGGGUCAUCACCCUUUCGUCCACGGCUCACAUCAUGGGGAGGAUCCAGUUUGACGACCUGGCCGUGGAGAACAACUACCACCCGGCGCGGGCUUAUGCACAGAGCAAGUUGGCUAACGUUCUCUUUACCAGAGAGCUGGCCAAGAGGACUGAGGCAUUAGGGGUGACGGCUUACUCGGUGGACCCCGGCGCUGUCAACACCGAGAUAACCAGGCACAUGGGGUGGCCCAUGGCAGACAUCAUCCGAAUGUCUUCCGGUCUGCUCAAGACUUCGGCAGAGGGGGCCUACACCACUAUCUACUGCGUGGUCACUCCUGAGAAUGAAUUGACGAAUGGAGGGCACUACAAGGACUGUGCCUAUUCCAAGGGCUGCAGGGCCGGGCGCGACGACGGCACGGCUUUAAAACUGUGGGCUGCCAGCUGCCACUUGCUGGGCAUCCGUUGGAGAUCGACGAUGUUGAUGAUGAUGAUGAUGAUGAUGAUGAUGGUGUCGCAAACUGCACGAAGACCGAUUGCUCAUUUCUGUCUUGAGUUGCGCCAAUUUGUAUCUCGUGAGGGGGGGAUUCGUCGCUUUGGAGGAAUGAUGAGCUGCAGAGCUGUGUGCUGUCACCGCUGGUCAUCCGAGGAGAGGCUGGACAACAAAACGGUCGUCAUCACCGGAGCCAACACCGGCAUAGGCAAGGAAACGGCCCGAGACCUGGCCGCCAGAGGUGCCCGCAUCAUCAUGGCAUGCCGGGACCUGGAAAGAGCAGAGGAGGCCAGAUCGGAGAUUGUGGAAGACACGGCGAAUGACAACGUGGUUGUCAGGAAACUGGAUCUUUCGGACAGCAGGUCCAUUCGAGCCUUUGCUGAGCUCAUCCUCAAAGAGGAGAAACAAGUCAACAUUUUGAUCAACAACGCGGGCAUCAUGAUGUGUCCGUACUCCAAGACCGCUGACGGCUUUGAAAUGCAAUUCGGAGUCAAUCAUUUGGGUCACUUCCUCUUGACCUACCUGCUGCUGGACCUGAUCAAGUUUUCCGCUCCGGCUCGCAUCGUUGUGGUGGCGUCGGUGGCUCACACCUGGACCGGCCUUCGACUGGAUGACCUGAACAGCGAGAGCAGCUAUGACACCGUGAAGGCUUACGGGCAGAGCAAACUGGCUAAUGUCCUCUUUGCACGGGCCCUCGCCAAAAAGUUGAAAGGAACAGGGGUAAGCGUGUUCUCCCUACACCCCGGCGUGGUGCAGUCGGACCUGUGGCGGCACCAGCACCACUGUAUCCAGGUGGCCGUGAAGAUCUUCAGCAUCUUCACAAAGACAACGGUGGAAGGCGCUCAGACCACCCUCUACUGCGCCGUGCAGCCCGGUCUGGAAAGUCAGAGCGGAGGCUACUUCAGUGACUGUGCCCCUGCAAGGUGCUCCAGAAGUGCCUCGGAUGACGAUUUGGCGCGGGAGCUGUGGCAGAGCAGCUGCAACAUGCUUGGCAUCACCUGGCAGUGAAUAAUGAAGAAUCCAAGGAAGGACUUUGUAUCAUGUUAAGUGCGAAAAGGCAUCAUUCUUAAAGCACUUUUGUUCGGGGCAUUAACAUUGCUGGACAGUUGUGUCUUCACCAAUUCAUUUUAUAAAACAUCACAAGUGGUCAAGAUUUGGUGGAUAUUUCUUUUUCAAAUAGCAAGAUUUAGAACACAACGCAUGCACUUGACCUCAAUGCGUCACUGUUGAGUAUUUGUAGGGGUGAACAAUAGCUGGAGAAGGAAAAACUUAAGUUCUAAUCUAAAUCACAUGAGACACCAUGAACACUCUUGGAAUGUGGUAUUGGCCAAUGGACUUGCUACGGCGCAGGAAUUAUUUAAAAUGAACCACAUUUGGAUGACAAUUGCAGGACAACAUAAAAAAAAUGAUGUAAGAUUGAAAGGAGUUAAAAAGGAGAGCCAGAAUCCAUGUAUCCAUCCAUUUUCUAAAAUGUUUUCUCCUUCACCAGUCUUUCGAAAGGCACACUUUGACAAAUAACCAUUCACAUUCCCAAUUAAACCUAUGGCAAAAUAUAAAAUACAACUCGGUAACAAACUGAUGUUCAAAAGAACUGACUGAAAAGAAGAACAAUGCACGUAUCAACACGAAUUUGCUUGGGAUGAAUCGCUCCCAGCCGCUAGACGGCAGACUAAGCAACAAUUCACACUAAAGCGACCAACGAGAAAGAAUUGUUGCGCAUGCGCGUGCAAAGUAAACGUCAGCUCUUCUAACCUAUCCCCAGAGCGACGUGGCUUCGUUCCUCUCGGCUCUUCUCGUCAAACACUGCGUUGGACAA